AUGGACGGCGCCUAUAAAAUAGGAGAACUGGUAAAUUUCAACGGGGGUAGGGUGCAGCCUCAGAGCCUGGAGCCAAAGCACGCUCUAAUCUUCCGCGUCGAGAUCGGGGGCCACAUGGUGGCCUAUGUCUCCGGCGAAACCAAGCCAGCACGCCGAACGCGCAUGGUCAAGACGGAUCUCAUCGCCCGCAACGGAGUGUUCGUACACGUCGUGGACAAAAUCUUGUACGCGGAAUAG
Molecule: messenger RNA, 237 nt
Organism: Ectocarpus siliculosus
Lineage: Eukaryota; Phaeophyceae; Ectocarpales; Ectocarpaceae
Source: the annotation of a GenBank genome assembly